Molecule: messenger RNA, 1902 nt
Organism: Drosophila elegans
Lineage: Eukaryota; Metazoa; Arthropoda; Insecta; Diptera; Drosophilidae
Gene: ChLD3
Product: chitin deacetylase 1
Exons: 4
Coding region: 115-1857 (580 amino acids)
Biological process (GO): carbohydrate metabolic process
Cellular component (GO): extracellular region
Molecular function (GO): chitin binding; protein binding
Source: RefSeq, a predicted model, not a curated record
UUUGAGUCGGUGCGGAUCCGGUCGCGAUUUUCCAUAGUUUUUCCACUCGCAGCACACUAAACAUUCAAGACACACAAACACACGACACUCGCCAAGUGGAAAGCAGGCUGAAAAAUGCUCUGCCCGGGGGAAAAUGUAAAUUGCCAAACGGGUUUCACAGUCAAGGUCGUCGCUUCCGCCCGGCGCCGCCGUAUACCGUUAUCAGCGCGAAAAUCCGACUCCCACCCAACCACACUCACCCUGUCCAGUUUGAUUGUUGUGAUUAUGAUUAUGUCGUCUUCGCUGGAUGCCCUGGUCAUUGACAAUGAUGGAAUAAUCAGCAACCAGACGACUCGGCAUCGUCGCUCGACCUCCGGAGCGGCGGUGGCUGCCACUCCAGCCAGCUGCAUGCAAGAUGCACGCUUCUAUCGGAAUCCGAACAGGCCGGUGCACAAGAUCUGGACGAACAGCGAGUGCGCCAAGUAUUUCCUCUGCCUCGACGGCGAGGUGUUCGAGUUCAAGUGCUCCGAGGGGCUGCUCUUCGAUGUGGUGCGUCAGAUCUGUGACUUCAAGGCGAAUGUGGAUAACUGCGAUGUGAGUGCGGAGACGCCGGCUCCAAAGCCCCUGCUGGAGAUGGCCGAUUGUGCGGAUGCCUACCAGCUGGGGUGCGCCGAUGGCACCUGCCUGCCGCAGGAGUACUUCUGCGACGGAUCGGUGGACUGCCCCGAUGGCUCCGACGAGGGUUGGUGCGAUGUGGAGCACGAUCCGAAUGCGGCCGGUGCCUGUGAUCCACGCAAAUGCCAGCUGCCCCACUGCUUCUGCUCGAAAGAUGGCACCCUGAUACCCGGAAGUAUUCCAGCCCAGAGUGUACCCCAGAUGAUCCUGCUGACCUUCGAUGAUGCCAUCAAUCACGAUAAUUGGGAGCUCUUCUCGAAGGUUUUGUUCACACAGAACAGAAGAAAUCCCAAUGGGUGUCCCAUAAAGGGCACAUUCUAUGUCUCACAUCCGUUUACCAACUAUCAGUAUGUGCAGAAGCUGUGGAACGAUGGUCAUGAGAUCGCCGUGCACUCAGUCACACAUCGCGGUCCUGAGAUGUGGUGGUCCAAGAAUGCCACAAUUGAAGACUGGUUUGAUGAAAUGGUUGGCCAGGCGAAUAUCAUUAAUAAAUUUGCAGCCGUUCGCAUGGAGGAGAUCCGCGGAAUGAGAGUGCCCUUUCUACGCGUCGGCUGGAAUCGCCAGUUUUUAAUGAUGAAGGAGUUUGGCUUCGUUUACGACUCCUCUAUGGUGGCGCCGCAUUCCAAUCCUCCCUUGUGGCCCUACACCUUGGACUACAAAAUGCCGCACAGCUGCACGGGAGUGAAUCAGAAUUGUCCGUCCAGGAGCUAUCCGGGCAUCUGGGAAAUGGUAAUGAACCAGCUGGAGGCGGGCGAAUACAUGUGCGGCAUGGUGGACAGUUGCCCUCCGCAUUUGAGCGGCGAGGAUGUGUACAGAAUGCUGACGCACAACUUUAAGAGACACUACCUCAGCAACAGGGCACCCUUCGGCCUGUAUUUCCAUUCCACCUGGUUCAAAAAGGUCGACUAUCUGAACGCAUUCCUGAAAUUCCUCGAUGACCUGCAAAAGCUGCCAGAUGUGUAUUUUGUGACCAACCAGCAGGCGAUUCAGUGGAUGCGCCAUCCCACGCCCAGCAAUCAAUUGCAUCAGUUUGAGUCCUGGCAUUGCAAGCCCAAGGAUUUGGAUCCCCAGGAGCGGGUCUGCAACUUGCCGAACGUGUGCAAGGUGCGAAGUCGAGUGCUGCAGGAGGAUCGCUACUUCUACACGUGCAUGGAGUGUCCUGCCCAGUAUCCCUGGAUUCGAAACGAGUUCGGUUUGGACUAAGGUGAUAGCCCUCUUAGCAAUUUUGAGUCUCCAAUAAGGGGGUUU